Molecule: messenger RNA, 1134 nt
Organism: Camelina sativa (false flax)
Lineage: Eukaryota; Viridiplantae; Streptophyta; Magnoliopsida; Brassicales; Brassicaceae
Source: RefSeq, a predicted model, not a curated record
AUGUCUCAGCUCAUCAACCGACUCUUGAAACCAUCUGUCUGCAAAAAUGUCAUCAGAUACAACAACACGAAGGUUCGGAUGUUCUGCUCUAAGCCAACACACCCGUACUUGUUGAUUGACCACCUCCUUAAGACCAACAAGUACUCUCACAAUGAUCAAGUAUACUACGAUGAUAAAUACAAAGAGAAACUCGUGAUUAAGGACAAGGGACUCCGAGAAGAGGUCCGAGUGGCGAUGACCGAUGGAAUUCCACAUAAUAAAGAUGGAUACAGAGUUACCUUGGAGAAACCGGAGGGUAAUGAUUCAACAAAUCUCAUGCUGGUCAGUAACACACCAUCUGACUCGGUCAAACUCCAUCUACCUCCUCUGCCUAGUAGUUCUCGAAUCCAGAACGUGGCAGUGUCCAACUCUCGUAACAUGAGGAAGCAUGAACUGGUAGUGGCGGUCAAGUUAUUGGGAUCUGACGUGUAUCUGUGCGAGCCCUUCAGCGGCUCUUGCUCUCGAUGGAUCAACUUCGAUACCUCUGGUUCUGUACACCCUUUCUCGAGUCUAAUGUAUUCAAAGAAGAACAAAAAGUUUCUCACUGUUUGUCCUUCUGGACAGUACUAUUGGUCCUUGGAUCUCCACGCAAAGGAGAAGGAAGAUUUCGAACCCAAGUUCCACUACUUGUCUAAGUGUAAUCAAACGGACCAUGUAAGUAAGGUGCUUCGGACGAAUUUGGAAGAGUUCAUCUGGUGUUCCAGAACGGACCACUUCGUGGAGUCCCCCUCCGGCGAACAUUUCCUCGUCAAAUGGUACCUAAUAACUUAUAUUUUUAUGCACAAGUUUGGUAAUUUAGGAACAAUCUUCCAUACAACAAAAGGGUUUUUGGUGUUUAGAGUAGAUACAAUUUGCGGUGACUUGGUUUACACGGAAGACAUUGGAGAUCUUUGUAUCUUUCUUGGACAUAAUGAAGCAUGCUGUGUCCCGGCAAGCUCGUCUCCUGGACUCAGGCCUAACUAUAUCUAUUAUGUGGGCCGUAACUUUGGUGUUCACGACAUCGCAGCCGAUAUUAGCACUACCUUCUUCACAAAAGAUAACCUUCCAUUAACAUCAACUGAGUUCCCUUACUGGCCUGCUCCAUCCUCUUACUAG